GAUAACUCUACAAUGUCAUUGCAUCAAUAUUCAGUCCACUGUGGCGGUCAUUCGACAUAGUGCAAUAGAGGGACAUGUAACAGGAAGAGAAUUGAUUUACCAAACAGUUGUUCUUCAGUCAUGAUUCUUGUCUGUAAGAUGGAUGUUUGAUUCUGUACUUCAAUGCCAGUAACUUGAGUGUGCACAUGAUGGAGGCAUUGGUGACUGCUUUGGCGGGUGGCUGUGCCGGAAUGUCCGUAGACAUAGCCCUGUUUCCACUGGAUACAGUGAAGACCCGUCUGCAGAGUGAGGCGGGGUUUAUACGAGCAGGGGGAUUCCGCGGGAUAUACUCCGGAUUGCCGUCAGUCGUGAUGGGGUCAUUUCCUACUGCUGGAUUUUUUUUCUGUGCCUAUGAGGGUGUAAAGGUUUUGGGUGAUGAAUACCUACAGCAGGUUUGGGACCCUGUGCUCCAUAUGACAGCUGCCUCAGUCGGUGAAACGACGGCAUGUUUGGUGCGAGUUCCUGUGGAGGUGGUCAAGCAGAGGGCUCAGGCCACACAGUUCUCGUCCUCAGAAAUCCUCAGGGAAACACUACGCACAGAGGGUAUGCGAGGACUGUACAGAGGUUAUAUGAGCACGCUGAUCAGAGAAAUCCCCUUCUCCUUCAUUCAGUUCCCUCUCUGGGAGUUCUUCAAGAAAACCUGGUCUUCCCAUCAAGAUCAUCCUGUGGACCCCUGGCAGUCUUCGAUUUGUGGAGCUACUGCUGGCUGCAUAGCUGCUGGUGCAACCACACCACUAGAUGUUGCUAAAACACGGAUCAUGUUGGCAGAGACUGGCUCUGCACUAUCAUCAGGAAGCAUAAUGUUUGCUUUAAAGUCGGUGUACAGAGAAAAUGGAAUGAACGGAUUAUUUGCUGGUGUGGUACCCAGAAUGCUGUGGAUUACAAUUGGAGGUGCUAUUUUCCUGGGAGUUUAUGACAAGGCCAAAACUGUUCUGUCAUCAAACCUCAUAGAUCCUGGCUAAGUGAUGUUAUGUCCAAUAUUUUAAACAAAUAGGUCGAAUGAAUGUGUUUUGUAAUAAAUGUCAUUGAAAUUAA
Molecule: messenger RNA, 1074 nt
Organism: Ostrea edulis (European flat oyster)
Lineage: Eukaryota; Metazoa; Mollusca; Bivalvia; Ostreida; Ostreidae
Product: mitochondrial S-adenosylmethionine carrier protein-like
Exons: 10
Coding region: 186-1001 (271 amino acids)
Cellular component (GO): mitochondrial inner membrane
Molecular function (GO): S-adenosyl-L-methionine transmembrane transporter activity
Source: RefSeq, a predicted model, not a curated record